Messenger RNA from Callithrix jacchus (white-tufted-ear marmoset), 2212 nucleotides. RefSeq names its product Wnt family member 8B (gene WNT8B). The record is from RefSeq and is a predicted model, not a curated record. Gene Ontology annotation, biological process: canonical Wnt signaling pathway; multicellular organism development; neuron differentiation. NCBI's taxonomy places the organism in Eukaryota, Metazoa, Chordata, Mammalia, Primates, Cebidae. Gene Ontology annotation, cellular component: extracellular region. Gene Ontology annotation, molecular function: cytokine activity; frizzled binding.
UUCCAUCCCACUGCCACUGAGGAGAAUAUUGCUCCAUCUUGCCUGUCCAUCUCCCAGUUUUUUAGAAUUUUCUCUAGCUGUUACUCCAGAGGAUUAUGUUUCCUUCAAAGCCUUCUGUGUACAUCUCUCUUUUUACCUGUGUCCUCCAACUCAGCCACAGCUGGUCAAUGAACAAUUUCCUGAUGACUGGUCCAAAGGCUUACCUGAUUUAUUCCAGCAGUGUGGCAGCUGGUGCCCAGAGUGGUAUUGAAGAAUGCAAGUAUCAGUUUGCCUGGGACCGCUGGAACUGCCCUGAGAGAGCCCUGCAGCUGUCCAGCUAUGGCGGGCUUCGCAGUGCUAAUCGGGAGACAGCAUUUGUGCAUGCCAUCAGUUCUGCUGGAGUCAUGUACACCCUGACUAGAAACUGCAGCCUUGGAGAUUUUGAUAACUGUGGCUGUGAUGACUCCCGCAAUGGGCAACUGGGGGGCCAAGGCUGGCUGUGGGGAGGCUGCAGUGACAAUGUGGGCUUCGGAGAGACGAUUUCCAAGCAGUUUGUCGAUGCCCUGGAAACAGGACAGGAUGCACGGGCAGCCAUGAACCUGCACAACAACGAAGCUGGCCGCAAGGCGGUGAAGGGCACCAUGAAACGCACGUGCAAGUGCCACGGCGUGUCUGGCAGCUGCACCACGCAGACCUGUUGGCUGCAGCUGCCCGAGUUCCGCGAAGUGGGCGCGCACCUGAAGGAGAAGUACCACGCGGCACUCAAGGUGGACCUGCUGCAGGGUGCUAGCAACAGCGCGGCCAGCCGCGGCGCUAUCGCCAACACCUUUCGCUCCAUCUCCACUCGGGAGCUGGUGCACCUGGAGGACUCCCCAGACUACUGCUUGGAGAACAAAACUCUAGGGCUGCUGGGCACCGAAGGCCGAGAGUGCCUGAAGCGCGGGCGCGCCCUGGGUCGCUGGGAACGCCGCAGCUGCCGCCGGCUCUGCGGGGACUGCGGGCUGGCCGUGGAGGAGCGCCGGGCGGAGACUGUGUCCAGCUGCAACUGCAAGUUCCACUGGUGCUGCGCAGUCCGCUGCGAGCAGUGCCGCCGGAAGAUCACCAAGUAUUUCUGUAGCCGCGUGGAGCGGCCGCGCGGGGGCGCUGCGCACAAACCUGGGAGAAAACCCUAAGGGUUUCCUCUGCCCCCUCUUUUUCCCCACUGGUUCCUGGCUUCUUUUAAAGACCCCGGUAAUUGCGGAACCUAGGGAAUGGGGAGCCCACACUCCCAGAUCUAAGCAUCCUGAGAGGGAGACUGCAAUUUCUCCGAAGCUUGCCACUUUCCAACCUGUUCCCCCAAUUCCUCUGUGCUCUCCUACAGCUCUGUCUGAAUCCUCCUGGCAGCCACACCUAGGACUGAGAACUCAGACCUUGAGCUACGGAUCUUCCUUGGAUUAGGAUGAGAAUAGGUGUUUCUCCUCCCCUCUCCUAGCAGCCCGAAUGCCUGACCCAGCCUAUCAAGCCUUAGGCACUGGAAGACCCCUUCUCAGACACGCAGGGCCCAGGUAAAGCCACAGCUUUGCCCUUUUGCCCACUGUUUGCUACCAGGGAUCACCCACCUGUCUUCUGCAGAGCUCCUCCCCUACCUGCUGACACAGACUCCCCAGGAAUCUUGAAUGCUUUCUCUUCUUCCUUUCUUUCCCUGAAAAGAAACUGAGGAAACUGGCCUGGGAAAACCACGUCUUUGGGGUUGGUUCCUCGAGGCAGAGGUUGAAGAUGGAGCCCUGGAGUGAUGACUCGAACACCAAGGGUGCUACUCAUCCUUGUGAUACCCUGUCAUGAAUGGACUUUACUAGUGGGGCAAUGACUUGCCUGGACAAUCACCCACAGGACUCCAGAUACAGACCCCAAAGGUCUAGGAACUAUGUUAAGGGCAGAGUACAGACACUUCCUACCCUUUAAAGGUACCUUCUCCCUGCUCCUGACCUACUUCCUUCUAGCAACCAAUUCUACUUCUUCCCCAAAGGAUCUUUGUUCCUCUGAGCCAAGAGUGAGGUAAAUAAAGCCACUUUCCUGUUCAGAUCCUGGUCUGCAUCUCUAGAGGCAGGUCAUAAGAAUGAGAAACUGAGACCCUUCCUUCUCACUAAUCCAAUCUGGUUUUCAAAUAGGCAGGAUUCAAAGCACUGGGUAUCUUCCUUCGAUGAGUAAACUUCCUGCAAUGAAAUUGUUGCUAAUGGGAAGGUCAGCAUCUUGA